Molecule: messenger RNA, 1847 nt
Organism: Aptenodytes forsteri (emperor penguin)
Lineage: Eukaryota; Metazoa; Chordata; Aves; Sphenisciformes; Spheniscidae
Gene: THOC5
Product: THO complex 5
Exons: 16
Coding region: 54-1694 (546 amino acids)
Biological process (GO): positive regulation of DNA-templated transcription, elongation; mRNA export from nucleus
Cellular component (GO): THO complex part of transcription export complex
Molecular function (GO): mRNA binding
Source: RefSeq, a predicted model, not a curated record
AGCAGAAGGUCGACGCGUAUCACCUGCAGCUCCAGAACUUGCUCUACGAGGUGAUGCACCUGCAGAAAGAGAUCACCAAAUGCCUGGAGUUCAAGUCAAAACAUGAGGAAAUCGAACUGGUGAGCCUGGAGGAGUUUUACAAAGAGGCCCCCCCCGAAAUCAGCCGGCCUGCCAUCACCCUGUCUGAGCCCCACCAGCAGACCCUGGCCCGCCUGGACUGGGAGCUGGAGCAGCGCAAGAGGCUGGCGGAGAAGUACAGGGAGUGCCUGACCAGCAAGGAGAAGAUCCUGAAGGAGAUUGAGGUGAAGAAGGAGUACCUGAGCAGCCUCCAGCCUCGACUCAACAGCAUCAUGCAGGCCUCCCUGCCUGUCCAGGAGUAUCUCUUCAUGCCUUUCGACCAGGCGCACAAACAGUACGAGACAGCCCGACACCUCCCGCCGCCCCUCUACGUCCUCUUCGUUCAAGCCAGUGCCUACGGUCAGGCCUGCGAUAAGAAGCUCGUGGUGGCCAUUGAAGGGAGCGUAGAGGAAGCCAAAGCCCUGUACAAGCCGCCUGAGGACUCGCAGGAUGAUGAAAGCGAUUCUGACGCGGAGGAGGAGCAGACCACGAAGCGGCGCAGGCCUACCCUGGGCGUGCAGCUGGAUGACAAGCGCAAGGAGAUGCUCAAGCGGCACCCCUUGUCCGUCACCGUCGACCUGAAGUGCAAAGAUGAGAACGUGCUUCACCUGACCUUCUACUACCUGAUGAACCUCAACGUCAUGACGGUGAAAGCCAAGGUGACCACUGCCGUUGAGAUGACGACCGCCAUCAGUGCCGGUGACCUGCUCUCCCCAGACUCCCUCCUCAACUGCCUCUACCCGGGAGACCACGGGAGGAAAACGCCCAACCCGGCCAACCAGUUCCAGUUCGAUAAAGUGGGCAUCCUGACCUUGAGCGACUACGUGACAGAGCUGGGGCACCCCUACGUGUGGGUGCAGAAGCUGGGCGGCCUGCAUUUCCCCAAGGAUCAGCCUCAGCACACGGUCACUGCGGACAACUCGUUGAGCGCCAGCCACAUGGAGCUGACUGUGAAGCUGCUGCGGACGAGGCUGCAGUCCCGCCUGGCUCUCCACAAGCAGUUUGCGUCGCUUGAGCACGGCGUCGUGCCGGUCUCCAGCGAGUGCCAGCAUCUCUUCCCUACCAAGAUCGUCUCGCGCCUGGUGAAGUGGGUUGCCAUUCCCUAUGAAGAUUACGCGGAGCUGCCCUACACUAAAGACGUGAUAGAGGCCGGCUUGGCUGAGGACACUCACCUCUACUACAUGGCCCUGAUAGAAAGAGGAACAGCCAAGCUCCAGGCCGCCGUGGUCCUGAACCCCGGUUACUCCACGCUGUCGCCCGUCUUCAGCCUGUGCCUGAACUGGAAAGGAGAGCGAACCAGCAGCAACGACGACAACAUUCGGGCCAUGGAGAGCGAGGUCAACGUGAACUACAAGGAGCUGUGGGGGCCCAAACCGGGCUACCAGCUCCUCACCAACCAGCUGCAGCGCCUGUGCAUGGUGCUGGACGUCUACCUGGAGACGGAGCCCCACGACACCAGCGUGGAGGGGCCCAAGGAGUUUCCCCAGGAGAAGAUGUGCCUGCGCCUUGUCAGGGGGCCCAUGCGCCUGAAGCCCUUCAAGUUCAACUACCCUCAGGGGUUCUUCAGCCAUCGCUGAGCUCCCCCCCCGGGCCGUUGCUCUGGGAUGGGCCUGGUCCCGUCUGCAGGGUGGAGCAACCCCGUCCCACCAAUUUCAGUUUCUUUUCCAAGGUUUUGGGUUUCGUUGGAAGGUUUUGUAGCCAGAGGGAUUAAACGCUGAACUGAAGGAAAA